This is a messenger RNA of Salvelinus fontinalis (brook trout), 8572 nucleotides long. RefSeq names its product mucosa-associated lymphoid tissue lymphoma translocation protein 1 homolog. Gene Ontology annotation, molecular function: cysteine-type endopeptidase activity. The coding region runs from base 5052 to 7496 and encodes 814 amino acids. The transcript has 17 exons. Gene Ontology annotation, biological process: proteolysis. The record is from RefSeq and is a predicted model, not a curated record. NCBI's taxonomy places the organism in Eukaryota, Metazoa, Chordata, Actinopteri, Salmoniformes, Salmonidae.
GAAGGAGCACGUGGCGCUUUAACAGGUUACACAUAGGGAAGAAGCUGUAGGACCCGGGGCAGCGAUCAGCUGCUCUACAGAACUGUGUUCUCUGGACACCAGACACUAUAGCACAGCUGUAACUUGACUGAGUCAAUACUCUCAGCCUGUAUGUCAUCUUUCUGCUGAAAAGGAAUAACCCAUCACCUCGAGAACUUGGACUUUGUACUGUAAAAUAAGGCAAAUAGAAAGACCUGGAUUUUGAAUCCAUCUCAACUUUUGCAUUUUGAUUUCUAAUCUCAAAUGUUACCAUGUGUAGGCUUCUUUGAAAAGGAUGACGCAUACAGACAUGUUAUUUUAGAAUUAUGUGAGGGUAUGAGUUUUGAUUCACACCUUGCAGAUAGCAUCUGUAAUACUCUGUGAACAUACAAAAUGAUUCAUCUUUUGUCUCUCCCUGCUGUCUCAGUAUGUGUAGCCCAUCUAUGAUGCUGUCUGUUCAAAAAGUGUAUGACAUUGUUGGCAGUAUACAAAGCGUGUGAAAAGUUAGGAUUUUGCUUGACACCAAUCACAUCAAAAGCAAAACGUCAUUGACAGAAACAAACUUGAAUUGUUGUGUCGUUGUCCUCCGGUGGCUAGCUAGCUAAAAUCGUCCCUUUUCAUGGAUAGAGACAGGGAUUUGGAGUUUUGGUUUUACUUAAUUCUCCGUGCUGGCCAAUUAUUAUAAGGGAGAUUCUGAUCCAACCAUAAAUUCAAACAUUGUGCCGCUGGCCUGAGAGGAUGGAAGUUCAACAUGUAGCUAGAUGUAGUUCGCUAAUUUUAAUUAACUGGCCUGGUGUAUCGUUGCCCAUGAAAGGAAGUUAGGCUAGCGAGCAAGCAUUUAAGUCAGGUAGCCUAGGGCAACAACAACUAUAAAAGUGUAGGAUGGCAUUUGCAUUUCUCUACAAGUAGGGUGAGUCAACAUGUUUUUUCUACUUACACAUACACAGAACUCAGUCCCAUGGACAGCCACAUCAUAUUUAGCUUAAGUUGAUUGGACUAAAUAGUUGUUGGUAUCUUUUAGUAGUCAGAUUAAAUGUAGCACAUGGGGAUGUGUGAAACUUACUCCUCAGCCUGAAGUGUCCACACUUGUGCCAGCUAAUAGCUAGCUUUUCGCGUAGCACCGACUGGUAAGACGUUACAGGAGGGCGGUCAUGUGUGCUAGCACGGCAGAGGUCCCAAGUUCGCGCUCAGAAAAAUGAAGGCCUUGUUUAUUCUCGUCACUUGUCAGAGAGAGAACACCUAAAUACCUUUUGAGAUCUGCUUAUUUCGUGCAAGAUUUUGUAUCAAUGGUGAAUAGAAUUACUGUUUUGAUUAUUCUGUAAGUGAUUAUUCUACACAGUGGCGUGUUCAUGGAUGCCAAGGGAAGCCAGGCUUCUCCAAAUAUUUGACCAAUACCAAAAUAUUAAUAAAAUUAUAUUUUGUCUGUGUUUUCAUAAUUUGAGUGUCUGAAUCUCACUGGAGAAAUGAUCGGAGUGAGGGAAACAGCGCCCCUCUGUCUCAGUAUGUGUAGCCCAUUUAUCUGUUGCUAUCUGGACCUAAAAAGUAUAACAUGUUGCCCCCCUAGCAUUUGAUUGAAUGAUACCAGCAAGCAUUUGGACAAAACUUCAGUGUCGGUUUCUGGUCUGCUUGUGUUGAUGUCCUGCAGUAGCUAGCUUGCUAAAUCCUCCCAUUCCUAAACCAUGGAUGGAGAUGGGGAUUUGGACUUGUUGUUUUGACUUAAUUCUCUGUACAGGCCAAUGAUUGUGAUGGCGAUUCUGAUCUAACUAUAAAUGUAUAUGUUGUGCCACUGGCCUGAGAUGAUUGAAGUUGAAUAUGUAGCCUAGCAGGCUCCCAUUAACUAGCUAGCAAGAAAGGAGGUUUGCAUUGGCAUUCAACUAGUCUACAAGUAUGGUGAGUCUCAAAAAAAUGUUUUGCUUAAGCACGCACACCCACACACACAGACUGAAAUCUGUACCAUGGACAGCCACAUGACAUUUAGCAACAUUGAUUGGACUAAAUUUUUUGGGGUAUAUUUUAAGUUAGUUUUCAGUGUAUUAAACUAAGCAUUUAUAGCCUUGUUCAUUUUAUGAUGUUUAAUUUGAAAUUGUACUGGAAUAGCAAAGGCAGUGCUCCUGUUGUUUUUAUGCUGACUUGUGGUAACUGGUUUUAAAUCAGUAAGUAAACUGUUGAAAACAUGAACUUGCUUGACCAUGCUGCAGGUGAAAUAACUGUUACAUGCAAUAUUUGCUUUGUGGACUUCACCACUCUGGUUUUGUGAUUAAACAAAGGUGUGGUUGAAUUUAUUCUGCCAGUGUGGCUUCCCAGGUAGCACAAAACGUCUGGCCCACAUCUGGCCUGAUUCCGGCAUGCCAGAUCUAAAACUGCUGGCCUGGGUCUGGCAGCCGGAUCCUGCCCGAGUCUGAAAUGAAUGUCGGUACAGACUAGGCCUGAGUCAUUCGGGCCAGAUCUGGCAGCCUGAACUGAGCCAAAGCUGCCAUGUUAGGGCCAGAAUCGUCCAAGGAAUGGCCCAAAUAUACUUGAUUUUACCCCCCACACACACACCACUGCAAAAAAAUAUAUGAAUAUUAAAAUAUGUGGAGAGGUGUGCAAAAAUAAUCAAUGUGACAUUAAGGAGACGUUUUUAUCCAAAGUGACAGUAUGUUGGCAUGCAUUCAUUUUCUGUUCGUGGACCCAGGAAUCGAACCCACAAUCAUGACGUUUCGGGCGCCAUGGUUUUUUCCAUUGACAGCUAUGGUCUUUGUUUAUUUUGGCUAAAGACUAACUUUGUAAGUUUAAUAGGCUAUUGGAAUAAUUCAACAUGCAUGGUUGUAGGCUGCAUCACUCCUUCAGCCUAGGUAGCAGAUUAUCAAAUGGAAGAUAUAGGCCUAUGUUUUGGGAAAAUACAAUUAUUCUAUGUCUUAGGAUACAACACAGUGCAAUGAGAAAUGUAUUAUUGUUAGUACACAAUUAUUGUCUAGGUUGUAAACUGCAGUGAUGUAGGCUAAUAUGAAUAACCGCUCAAACGUCUUUUUGUGUUUCAUGCGGAAAUAAAGUACUGAUUAUACAACCAUUUGGAACAGUUUUGGCUUUAUUCUCGACAGUUUACAAGGUCCAGAAAAUUUCAUUAUGCCACUCAUAUGGUGUAUUUUGUCAGGAUGUAUCAACGUUUACAGAUAGGCUAUAGCCUAUUUUUCUAUGGUAGGCCUAUGACACUGAGAUGUGCUGUCUAUCGUAGACAGUGGUGUAAAGUACUUAAGUAAAAGUACUUUAAAAGUAUUAAUUAAUUAGUUUUUUGGGGUAUCUGUACUUUACUAUUUAUAUUUUUGACUACUUUUACUUCACUACAUUGCUCAUGAAAAUAAUGUACUUUUUACUCCGUACAUUUUCCCUGACACCCAAAGUACUCGUUACAUUUUGAAUGCAUAGCAGGACAGGACAAUGGUCCAUUUGCACACUUAUCAAGAGAACAUCCCUACUGCCUCUUAUCUGGUGGCCUCACUAAACACACGUUUCAUUUGUAAAUUAUAUCUGAGUGUUGGAGUGUGCCCCUGGCUAUCAGUAAAUGUAAAUAACAAGAAAAUGUUGCUGUCUGGUUCGUUUAAUAUAAGGAAUUUGAAAUGAUUUAAUGCUUAAGUAUAUUUUAGCAAUUACAUUUACUUUUGAUACUUAAGUAUAUUUAAAACCAAAUACUUUUAGACUUACUCAAGUAGUAUUUUACUUGGUGACUUUCACUUUUACUUGAGUCAUCAUCGGUUCCUCUUUUUGUGUUGUCCGUUGUAUGUUUCCUUUUACUCAACUAUGACAAUUUGCAACUUUUUCCACCACUGGUCGUGGAUCAUGUAUCCCAAGUCAUCCUAUAAUUAACAUUGCCACCAGCAUAUGCCUAAAAAUCGCUAAUGCCAUUAUAUUAAACCAGGAUUGGCCGAAUGACUGAAUUUAAUAGAAUUGUGAGUGGGUUUCGGGAAAAAAAUCUGUAGUAAAAUCUAAUUAAUUUAUAGUAGAGAUUAUCUAGGGUCAUUCUCCAUCUAAUAGUAUAAUAGGCCGAAUUUUUGCUUGAAAAUUCGAGCUGAAAUUAUUACAAUAAUUUGUUUUUUUGUAUUAUUCCAUCCCCUGCCGAAUAGAAAAUCUCAUAUGGCCCUCCUGAAAAAAGGUAAUUGUGUUGUUUGCUCAGCAUAUCUAUCACAGAUUGUGAUAUGGCAUUUUUUUCGUGGCUUGCCGUCGCUUGUGGUUUUACACAUGCACCGAUGCUGCUAGAGACCUUCUGAAAACAAUGGCCUUGUUUAUUCUCGUCACCUUUUGAGAUCUACUUAUUUCGUGCAAGAUUUUGUGUGUAAAUGGGGAAUAUAUAUAUUUUUUGUGGAUUUAAACUUGUUCCGCCACUGUGUGACUGUUGUCUAUUUGUUGUCACGGCCUUAUUGUAUUUCACGGUGGCGUAUGAAUGGGUUGUAGAGCAAACAACGCAAUUAUCAUAACAGGUUUUAAUAGCUUUUUUUAUUGGCUUGGCUUUCUCAGUGAUUUUACCCAUGAACCGCUAGUGUUUCUGCAACGUGAUGGAGUUGUCUCUUUUGCUCUCUUUUGCUGAUAGUUCCAAACUUCUCUCUGAUACAUAUUUCCACUGACGCUGAGUUUUGGUGUGAUUCUAUUGGCGUAGGGAAGGUGAAAGUAAACUUGAGGGGAACAUGGUUGCUUUCAUGCAAAUACAAGGGACAACACAAAAAGAGGAACCGAUGUAAAAUGAGAAACAAGACAUUGUUCAACCAAUUGUGAGAGUUGAUUCACACCGAGACGAGAUUGGCAAAACGGACUACUGUAGUUCCGAAAUAUAUGAUUAUUGAUAGAGAUUUCUGAACUAGAUGGGAGCGGUCGGUUUGUCUCUUCUUCCACUGAAAACUAUUGAACGACUUCUGGUCUCGUCGAAAACAUCGUCGGAAUCGGUAAAGGGGCAGGCGUUUGUAAGUUUUGAGAUAAAGAUACAGUAGUCUCGUUUACGUGGACGAAGAAAUUCAUCUCAGGGUAUUCCGGAAGCAGCUGAAUAGAACGCAGACAGACUAGAGAUGGGUGACUGGAAUCUCAGCAUUGGGACUUUGAGUGAAGGAGCUCAGAGCAGGUUAGCUGACAUGCUGGAUAAUGCCAAAUGUGGAUGGAGACAACUUGCCAAAGUUGUCACUGAGGAACCUCGAUUCCGCUGCAGUGAGAAUGAGAUGACCAGCUGUUCGCUCCAGGUGCUCAGCCCGACAGGCAGCCCCAGCCGCUACCUCCUAGAGAGGCUGUCUGAGCGCUCCUGCACCCUGGGCUUCCUGCUGCACUGCCUGAAGAAGAUGGAGCACCAUGAAGCUGCGCAGUACCUCACUGCUAACGUGAUGGAGCGGUUUCAGAUCACAGUGCAGCCCCAGGCCCAGCAUGCUACAGAGGGAGGCAGGGUUGUGCUGGUCUGUAAGGCUAUUGGUCCUGCUGCUAUGGGCUACCAGUGGUUCAAAGGCAAAGAAGAGGUGCUGGGUGGAAGUGGUCCAGAGUUGCUCCUUUGCCCUUUAACCCCAACCCACCAGGGACACUACAUUUGCCGGGUCAACCAUGGAGAGAACUUUGUCUUCUCCCAGUGGGCACAUGUCCGCAUUGUCAGGUCAGCUGGCUCCAACACAGGUGUCAGUAGCAGCUUCUUCCCUCCCUCAGUGAGUGGAGUGCGUAUUGUCCGUCAGCCCCGGCUCCAGGUAGUAGCUGAGGGGGACUCCUUGUGUCUAGACUGCUUUGCUGAGGCCAACCCUCCUCCUCAGUACCAGUGGUACCACAAUAAACAACUAAUGCCAACAGGCAAGCUAAGCACCCUGAGGAUACUGUGUGUGACCACAGCAGAUCGAGGAAUGUACAGCUGCAGGGUGUUCAACCUGUACCAUGAGGUGUGGAGCGACCAGGUUCAUGUCAAAAUAGACCCUGGUUCCUCCAUUGAUGCCUCCUGGGGAGAAAUAGACCCUGCUGCCACACCUAGCCCUGCCAGGCAGAUAAGUAAAUUAUAUGCCACGGACAAAGUGGCUCUUCUGAUGGGCAACAUGAACUACCUGCACCACAGGCCUCUGCGAGCGCCCAUGGCUGACGUGCACGAGAUGACCAACCUGCUGCGUCAGCUGGACUUCAAGGUGGUUUCUCUGCUGGACCUCAACUGGCAGGAGAUGCACAGCGCUGUAACUGAGUUCCUACUGCUGCUCGACCGCGGCGUCUAUGGGCUUCUAUACUUUGCGGGUCAUGGUUAUGAGAACUAUGGGAACAGUUUCAUGGUGCCCAUUGAUGCCCCGGCUUCUUAUACCUCAGAGAACUGCCUGUGGGUGCAGGAUGUGCUACAGCGGAUGCAGGAGCGAGAGACGAGUCUCAAUGUAUUUCUAUUGGACAUGUGUCGCAAAAGAAACUUGAACGACGGCGUCCCUCCACAGCCAGGGCAACUGAAAGUGACCGCAAACAUAGUGUUUGGUUAUGCCACGUGUGUGGAUGCAGAGGCCUUUGAGGUGAAUAAAGACGACCUGUCCAAUGGAAUCUUCAUCAAUUUCCUCAAACAGAGAGUCAUGGACGACGAGAAGGUCACUGUCAUGCUGGACAGGGUGGCCGAAGACAUGGGUCGGUGUGAGAUCACACGAGGGCGGCAGGCUCUAGAGUUACGCAGUAAUCUUUCUGAGCGACGUGCACUCACUGACCGCAUCCAGAGCUCCGGCUGCCCAGAGACUACCUCGGCACGCAACCUGCAGUGGGCCAUAGCACAUGUUCUUCCAAAGAGCCGUAACCUGCAGUUUGACUGUGGCGUGACGGUGCAGCUGGGCUUCGCAGCAGAAUUCUCCAACGUCAUGAUCAUCUACACCCGAAUAUUGGAGAACCCCAAGGAAAUUGCGUCCUGCUCGGCCCAUCUCACAGACUUCACUGAGGGUUUGGAUAUGGAUCUGAAGAUGAGUAAUCAGGAGAACCUCCUAGAUGCAGGGAGUUUACUGCCAAUGGAGAUUCUCCUGCCUGCAGAGCUUCCAGGCCUCUAUACCCGCCUGAAGGGACUGCAGAGACUUAAGAAGGAGUUGACAUUCACUGUGUGCCUUCAGUAUAAGUAUACAAACUUGGAUGAGGAGGUCCAUGAGAGGCAAACUGUCACUGUGGGCAAACCACUGGUAUCCAAACUCAAUCUCCACGAACCUCGGCUUCCCCGCUCCUACUCGGCCUCCUCCUCAUUCGACCUUCACUCCUUCAGCCAUUCCUCCUCCUUCCCAGAGGGCUCUGGGCCAAGCUUCCCUACCUCAGAGACUUCCUCCAUUGGCUCAGCCUCCACCACCUGGUCAUAUUACUCACAGCCAGGAGUGUCUGCCACCCCAUCUUCCCCCGGGAAGUUAAAUCUACCUGUGGAGGAUGACAGUCCAGAGUUGUUUGAUUCUGACGCCCCUCAGCCUCUCACCACAAGCAAAAGCCUGCCUCAUGGUCAAGUAGAGGACCUCACAUAUCGGUUCAGUAACAUGCACAACUUCCAUUCAUGUUAGUCAUGUCAAUUUGCAGUGUUGUAAGCCGUGCAACCCAUUGUGUUUUGUCUACAGACGUACACAUUAACUUAUAGUGCAACUUACUUUACAACAAAUUGAUCCCAUGACCUGCAUUGUUUAUAUGUUAAAGAAUAUGUAGAGAAUAACUGAUGUAAUCAAUUUUUUUUAGCUCAUGUAAUGGUUGUUUGUCUUAAUGUUAUGAAAAUAUAGUGCCUUAAAGCAUAACCAUUUGGGCAUGCUGUUAAUACAUUCCUUUCACAUCUUUCACAUGGUGGAUUUAACUUUUCUUUAAACAGACAUACAUUUCUUAUAAAAAUGUGUUUGAACAUUUUGAUUCUGACCUCUCAUAUUGUAUGCAAAAGACAACUCAUUUAGGCUGGGAUAUGUUUAUUAUCCUGUCAGAGCCUUUAUAUCCAGACCUUUGCAGUGUAAGGGAUGUCAAAUGUUUGGACAUGUAAAAAGUGUCUGCAGACGGAAGGAGCCGAGAUGUGGAACGUGUGGGGGGAAAUCCGUUUGAUAGAGACUGUAUAGCAGAAGAGAAUUGCAAAGGAAUAAAGUGUUGUAACUGUGGUGAUGAGGCAAUAUCCUUGGAAUGCCCAAAUAUGGUGGUGGAGGUGGCCAAAAUCAGGGCAGUUCAGUCCGUCUUUUAUGCGGAAGGUGCUAUAAAGGGUAGAAAUAGCAAAAGGUCCGACACAGCAACAAGCAGCGAUGCCUGCGUGUCACCUGCAAGAUCCAGACAUUCUUCAAGUAAAGAAAGUGGACGUUGUGUCAUUUAUAGCAAUGGUGAUAAAUGGAACUACAGAAGUAGAAAUAAGUCAAGAAAGAUUGACAUUGAUCCUGCAGCUGAACUCUUUCAAGGAUUAAAGGAUUUUACAUCUGAGGAGUUGCAGUGCCUUUGGAAAGUAUUCAGACUCCUUGACUUUUUCCACAUUUUCUUACGUUACAACCUUAUUCUAAAAUGGAUAAAAUUGUUUUUUCCUCCAUCAAUCUACACACAAUACCCCAUAAUGUCAAAGCAAAAACUGGUUAAGAAAUGUUUGCUAAUUGAUCAAAAAUAAAAAAACAUAUCACAUUUA